AUGGGAGAUCGAUCACAAAACCUGCGUGGGCUGUUUGCGGAAGCUCAAGCCAAAAGCAGAGAUCUAGAGUCGACGUGGGACACAAAUUCCGCCACUUUUCAAGAAAACCUUUCAAUCACCAUCGACACAUAUGAAGAGUGUCUCGAAGCCGUCGAACGAGUAUCGUUAUUCAGCCCGAAUGAGUCCUUAGAAGAUAUUUCGUCCGGAGACCUACAAUACCUCAAUAUACAUUACCAUCUCGCAGACCUUGUCCAGAAAAUCACAGGUGGUAAUCGUGUGUCUUACUUAUGCCGCGCUCAAACCUCGUACGACAAGUUCCUAAAGCUUCUGGACAACUAUGAUAUGCUGUCUAAGUCUGACUCAAAGCUUUACGAGCAGUAUCAAGAUUCACCAUUAACAUUCUCGCCUGCCCCAUCCGAUGCUGCAAAACGUCGUGAAGCGAAGAUAGCUCGAUUUCGAGAAGAAAAAGAGUUGAAAAGCAAGUUACAACUUCUGAGGCAAAAUCCGACAGCACUGGAGAACGAUGACGAUGCGCUUCGAAAAUUGCAACUUACUCAGAUAGCUUUCCAUGUGCACCAAACUUUUCAGAGCCUUGAAUCCAUUGGACAAGAGCUACAAAUCCUCAAACGUGCACCACAAGCUCCAACUCAACCUGGACAGACAUCAGAUGACCCACGCGAACGCAAUGAUGAUCACAAUGCGUUCUCAGAGCGUUUAGACACAGAUCUUCGCCGACCUCUGGCGGGUUUGACUGGACCAAUCCUGUCAAAAGACGGUAAACCGAUGAGACCAUUCACACUUUUGGACAAGAGGCAAAGACUGCAGGAUGGUGUAUUCCGGCCGGACCACAGUCUGCCAACAAUGACGAUUGAUGAGUACUUGGAGGAAGAGAAGCGAAGAGGGGGGAUGAUCGAAGGAGGGGGGCCUCAGAGCGAGUACAGACCUGAGCCAGACGAGGAUGACCUAGACAAGGCAGAUGCAGAGACAAUGAAAGCCAGACAGUGGGAUGAGUUCAAGGAAGACAACCCAAGGGGAAGUGGAAACACGUUGAAUAUAGGGUAG
This is a messenger RNA of Pseudovirgaria hyperparasitica, 1062 nucleotides long. RefSeq names its product TOR signaling pathway regulator. The record is from RefSeq and is a predicted model, not a curated record. NCBI's taxonomy places the organism in Eukaryota, Fungi, Ascomycota, Dothideomycetes, Acrospermales, Acrospermaceae. Gene Ontology annotation, molecular function: protein phosphatase 2A binding. Gene Ontology annotation, biological process: regulation of dephosphorylation; regulation of signal transduction. Gene Ontology annotation, cellular component: cytosol. The transcript has 2 exons. Bases 1 to 1062 code for a protein of 353 amino acids.